AUGAUCGUAUUUGAAAAUAGAUUCAAUCAUAAAAGUCAAUCUUUCUUUAAUUUUAAAGAAACAUAUAAAUUACAGCUAUUGAAAGAAGAUAAUUGGAAGAACUACAACUCUUUAUUUCCAUAUCCAAACAGUAAUAUCAUUCUAAUGCUUUAUAGUAUUGCAAGAAGAUAUAGCAUCAAUAAAACCAAUGUACACUAUGCAAUAUGUUUAUUCCAAAGAUAUCUUGGUCUUAGAGAUAUUAAUCAAAAGAAAAGCAAUAGAAAUAACUUUAAUAUAAAUAACAAUAGAAAUUCAAACUAUGAAACACAAAUAUCAAUUUGCUCUUUAAUAUUGGCUUGUAAAAUGAAUGAAACACAUAUGGAAUAUACUCUUAAAAUUAACUAUCUUAGAAUACCAUUAAUUGAUGAAUUCGUUGGAUUGGUAUUAGAAUGUUACUUUCCGUCGAAUGUAGAACAACUUCAACCAGUUUGUCAAAAGAUACUUGACUUUUUAUACUUAUAUCCUAAAGAGUAUCUUAGUGAAUCAUUCUCAUUGGUUUCAAUUGCUGUAGUCUCAAUAGCAUACGCAAUCUAUACGAAAUCUAAAACCAAUCAAAUGAUACGUUGGGUACCCAAUAGACAUACUGCAAUUAUCAAUAGCAUUCAAUUUUCUAUAUUUAUUGUUACCUUACUCAAGAGUAUUAAACAAAUUUAA
Molecule: messenger RNA, 693 nt
Organism: Heterostelium album PN500
Lineage: Eukaryota; Evosea; Eumycetozoa; Acytosteliales; Acytosteliaceae
Exons: 7
Coding region: 1-693 (230 amino acids)
Source: RefSeq, a predicted model, not a curated record